GUCGCAGUCACUCAGUUGCUUACAUUCACAUCACAUCACACGUGCCUGCCUGCCUGCCCAAUGCUUCACGCACUGUAUUAAAUGCUGCAAGACUAGUCGCCCACUCCCAAUACAAACAGAUGAAUCCUCCCGUCUUGAUACUCCCUGCCCCUCUCAUCCAGCACAAGGUGCUCCUUCUGCCGCAGACCCGCACCUCUCACCGCACCGACGAACACGUCAGCGUGCACGUCAAACCUCAGCCGAUGCGCCGCUACCAGUACUCUCCCUGUGCCGUCCGUCUUCACCAAUCGGCUGACCGUGUCAAUCAAGGGCCCACAGACACUCCCGUCCACUCCAUAAAUGACGUCCGCAGCCAAAACCACGUCGAAGGCAUCACGCCACUGCUCCGGCACUCCCUCGCCCCAUAUGAGCCUCUCACACUCGACCACAUCGUUAAUGGCAUUCUCCCUUGCCAAUGCCACCACCGCUGCAUCACCGUCAGUCAGCAGCACGUGAGCAGCGCCCAGUCGCCUUGCAGCAAUCCCAACCAGGCCAAUGCCACAUCCCAACUCAGCCACCCUCUUCCCGCGGACAAAGUACUGGUGCUCGAUAAGGAAAUGCGCCAGUGCGGUAGCGGCUGGCCACAGGACCUUGCCGAUGACGCUGACCUGGCCCUCGUCAGCUGGGAGGCACUGCAGGGAGAUGGGGCCGCCCGGCAGAGAUGGGUUGGUGAAUGUGAAGCGCUCCAAAGAUGUCUGGGGGAAGAAGAGGUGCUGCAGGGAGUCAGAGGAGCCGCCCGUCGCCAUGGCUGCAGACACACAAACACACGAACGCGCACAGAUCUGGGAGUGCAAGUUUGUAUCACUCCGUGUUGACUGACCAGUCAGAGAGAUCUUUGUCGUUUCUUCACUCAGGCAUCUCAGGCGUCACCCCUGCCGCAGAUAACAGACAAGACUUGCGC
Molecule: messenger RNA, 940 nt
Organism: Vitrella brassicaformis
Lineage: Eukaryota; Vitrellaceae
Source: the annotation of a GenBank genome assembly